AUGCCUGUUACAGACCUGAGAGCUUUACAAGAAAAACAACUUCUGGAACACACUGCCGAGAGUGAGAAAAGGAAAUUCUCUGGAGAAGAAAAGCAUGUUGUAGUCUCCUCUGGGUUCAACUCUCAGAAGAAACUUCAGGUGGCUAUUUGCCUACUGUUGAUAGAGCUGUGCGAGAGAUUCACUUUCUUUGGCAUUGUCUGCAACAUGAUUCUAUUUUGCACCAUCAAACUUGGUUAUCCCAACCACCAGGCAGCCAUCAUAAACAUGUGCUUUGUAGGUGCCUCCAUGUUGUCACCUGUGUUAAUGGGCUGGAUUGCUGAACAGCUGGUGGGGAGGAUGAAGCUGGUGUAUAUCUGCAUGUUUCUCCAUUUUCUAGGUACAGCCCUGUUACCCGUUGUUGCUUUCCCCUUUGAAGAUUUGUAUAUAGACAUACACUAUAUCCUUCCCUCAGUAGCCAAAAAUGAACAAAAAAUCCUCUUCUACUUUGGGCUACUAACUGUCUGCUUUGGAAUGGGAGGCAUAAGAGCCAUAGUUUGUCCACUGAGUGCAUACAACCUUGAGGAUUAUGGACCAAAGGAACUUCUUUCUUUUUUCAAUUGGUUUUAUUGGCUGGUUAACUUAAAUUCAGCGGUUGUCUUUGUUAGCAUUUCUUAUAUCCAGCAAUCUGUGGCCAAGAACCUUGGUUUUCUUAUCCCAUUUGUGUCCCUGCUUAUGGCCCUGAUCACGAUUCACAUGGUGCGCAGUGAAAUGAUUUAUCAGCCCAAAAAAGGUAGCUCCCUGCUGACAACCUUUGGAGUAGUUGCUAAUGCGUUGAAAAUGUGCUGUGUGAGAUAUCACCACCUCCAUGAAGAUGUGACAAGCUGGUUAGAUCAUGCCAAGGAAAACUAUGGUGGCUGGUACAGUGAGACUCAUGUAGAAAACACUAAAUUGCUUGUCCAGCUCUUCCCACUCUUCACCUUUCAAAUUCUAUAUAGAAUUUGCAUUAUGCAGAUUCCUUCAGGAUAUUAUCUCCAGACCAUGAAUUCCAACUUGAAUUUGAAUGGAUUUUUCUUGCCAAUUGCAGCGAUGAAUGUGAUAAGCAUUGUACCCUUAUUAAUUCUUGCUCCUGUUUUGGAAUGCCUCAACACUCAUCUAUUGAGUUACAAGAAAGACCAACGCUUUCCGACAUUUUACAUUGUUGUAGGUCACUUCUUUGCGGCUCUGUCUGUGAUGGUAGCUGGCUUUUCUGAAAUACACAGGAAACACUUCCCUCAAGUGGAACAGGCUCUGUCAGGCAAAGUGCUUCCAGUUUCCUCCAUGCCUUGUUUUCAUCUGGCUCCUCAGUACAUUUUACUUGGAGUGGCUGAAGCUUUGGUGACUCCCACCUGUUCCUUAUUAACAUUCAGGCUUGUGCCAGGCAGAAUCCGAGGGCUUGCCAUGCACUUUUUGACCUUCUUCAAUGGAGCUGGUUGUUUUAUGGGAGCCUUUAUUGUUCAAACAACAUACAUCGGCUCUCGAGGCCAUUGGUUCCCAAACUUCCUAAAUGAGGGUAACUUGGAGAGAUUCUUUUUCUUCUUGGCUUCAUUAAUGGUGAUGAACACCUUGGGGUUCUGGAUCAUUUCACAUAGAUACAGCAAUCUGGAUCAAGAAUAUGACCAAGGGUUCAGAGGAAACACCUUUGAAAAGAAGCUUCUGAAGCAUGAAAAGCAUCCCAAAUUUUAUGACAGUGUCCUAGAAUAUUCUUCCACUUUAUCUCCUUUGCAGACAGCCUUAUAAAUUUUUACCUUUAAUUGACAGAACUGGCAUUAGAGUGCAGUCUACCUGAUUUCAUGCAGUCAGUCAUCUGGUAUGUUUUAAUGAAGCUGACUAUGCAUUUAUGAAAGGCUUUAGCACAAAUAUUCAUUUGCUGUUAUUUUUACCAAGUACCCCAAACCAUUACUAAUGUAGGGCCUGUCCCCGUAGCUGCUCUAGCCACUUAACUCUGGUUGCUGUCAAUGAGAGCUCCAUGAGCAGAGCCUUUUAAAGAG
Molecule: messenger RNA, 2006 nt
Organism: Pelodiscus sinensis (Chinese soft-shelled turtle)
Lineage: Eukaryota; Metazoa; Chordata; Testudines; Trionychidae
Gene: SLC15A5
Product: solute carrier family 15 member 5
Biological process (GO): transmembrane transport
Cellular component (GO): membrane
Molecular function (GO): transmembrane transporter activity
Source: RefSeq, a predicted model, not a curated record